CAAGAAACCAACGCAGUGACCCUGAAGCUAGGCCGUCUAUUUAGCCUUGUUCGACCAUGACUGAGAUCCAAAAAUAAUCUUAGAUAGCGAAAGUGGUGUCGUUGGGAGCAGGCCCUAUGUCGCCUAUAUAGAUUGCUUUCACUUCUGAGUACCAUUCGCCGGAGCUAUGGCAUCCGCAUAACGGCCUGUCCAAUGUCCCGGGACUGCUCGUCCUGCGGUGGCGGGCCCAGCCGCCGUGUUUGUGCGGUGAUGAUGACUGUUAAGAGCCCCGUCUACACGUUUCGCUGUUGGAACUAUUUGCCUUGCAAUGCGUAUACGGCCCUCUGCCGGCCUUGCCAUGCCCCAUCUCGUGUUCCUACGAGCUCAGUAUUGUGACAGGUUGGCGUCAACCGCAUGGCGACGCCCCAAAUAUUGCGACAGAGUUGCGGGCGGGAUCUACGAACCGGUGCUCAGGACACGUUGUGCCAAAGUAGCCUCUGCCAGGGGCCCUCGCCAGCCAUGCUGUCCGUUCCCUCCUGGGGGCCCUUGCAGCCUCGCCCUCCCUUGCACCUGGGCGCGGGACCACUGUCGAUUUGCGACUGGGUGCGGGCCGAGUUGGUCCAGUGCUGACCUCGGUGCGUCAAUAUGUUGUGUAAUGUGUAUACUAUUCUCAAAGUUGAUGGUCGCGUGGGUCUAGUGUAAGGAUAUGAGCAUGUGUAGUUAGACAUGCUCACACAGCA
Bipolaris sorokiniana ND90Pr is the source of this 719-nucleotide messenger RNA. RefSeq lists its product as uncharacterized. Bases 308 to 676 code for a protein of 122 amino acids. Lineage: Eukaryota; Fungi; Ascomycota; Dothideomycetes; Pleosporales; Pleosporaceae. The record is from RefSeq and is a predicted model, not a curated record. The transcript has a single exon.